UUGGUGAUGGUGAUGCAAUGGUUGUUGUUGAAGGUAAAGUCGAUGCAGAUAAAGCUGAUGCAAAUGAAGCUGAUGCAGAUGAAACUAAUGUAGUUGUAACUGAAGAAAUAGAUGAUAUUGAUGCAGACAACAAGGCUGAUAUAAGCAAAGUCAGUUUGAAUAAUCUAUAUUUAUUGGCUUUUACACCUUGCUCAUCUGAUGGUUAUCUAGAGCACUAUAAAGUAUUAAAGUUUGAGAAGUAA
Dentiscutata heterogama is the source of this 242-nucleotide messenger RNA. The record is from the annotation of a GenBank genome assembly. NCBI's taxonomy places the organism in Eukaryota, Fungi, Glomeromycota, Glomeromycetes, Diversisporales, Gigasporaceae.